UUAUCUCUAUCUUCUUCUCUCUUCUCUCGUAUCUCAGUGAGUAAUGCAUCGUCCUGAUCCAGGAUCCGUCCGCGGACUGUAAUUCAAUUUUUUCAUGUUAUCAAAUAUCAUUCGACCGUAGCGAUUGGGACUCAACUCGUCAAGUGUGUAGCCCCUGGCCAAAAGACACAGCGUAUUCCCCGAAUUUCUGACUCUGAUACGGUUGGGUAUUCUGACGUGAGCGAAAUUAUUUAACGUCUCAUCGAUGCCGUUUGUCGAACAGCAGCUUGCUCCCUCGCCGUAACUCGAUCGCGAGGCUCACCGCUCGAAUAAUUCAAUAUUAUCGUAGUAUGAAAUUUCGCUUAAGCGCAGCGGGGCUUUCAGAGCGCAGUAUCGGCUGUGCCCUGUCCAACAGCAGCGUUAUCCACAUUGAGAGAGAGGUAGCAAUGGUUGAUCUAACUGAUAUUACACUUAUUUAUGGCCCCAACUAUAUCUUCUGUCUGUUCUAACACAAAAAUGGUAGUAGUAAUAUGCAUAUAAGAUUAUUAUUAUUAUAAUGGAAUUCGAUAAAAAGAUUGUUUUCUUGACCAUAAUUCGUAGUGAUCAUUUUUCUACUUUUUAUUAUAGUCGAAAAUAUGAGACAUUUUUUUUCUCAGUGCAAGCUCCCGUCCGACGUGAUUACGUUACGCUUUUGACAUUAAAACGAUUUAAUGUUUCACUGAUAAAUUUCCGUCCGGACUCUACCCUCUUCUUUUCGCUGCUGCGCAAUAACGGCAAGGCGCUCAUCUCUAAAAUACUCGAGCACUUCACCAUAAUAAAAUUUGCUGAACUCUUAAACUCUUAAACUAGCUUAAAAGACCAAAGAGAUAUUCAAUUGGAUAUCUUUGCCGGAUAUUUACUCGCACAUUUUUGCCGUUCUUUCAAGUACGCGAGUCGCGAAACUCCAUUAAUCAAUUUACAGUAACGUGUAUUUACGCGCAGAGAAAACGUUGGAGAUAUCACUCGGUAAAAUAUGGUUGCUCCAAUAAAAUAUCAUUCAUUUUUCCCUCAUGCAUACAAAAAGAUUGCAGAAAUAUUAUAGUACUCCGAAAGUAAUAUUGGUUUCCUUUUUGUUAUCUUGAUUAUGCAACUAUACUGCUAAAUAUUUCGCAACUAAAUAUUUCUGGUUAUAUGCACUAUUUUUCUUUAUGUGGAUCUCUCAACCAUUCGUUCUGCAAACUAUAGACAGAUACGAUAGAGAGACGGCAAUAUUCUUUCCGUUCGGGCAACUAUAUAUGAGGGGAUACACUAAUUGAACAUUAAAUAUCAUCAAACUUAGAUCAGAAGAGCCAAUAAGAGCUCACACAAGAUGUCGAUUGCAAAACACACUCCGCAAAUGAAUUAAGAAAUAGGGCACUAAAUACUCCGAAAAAUCAACAAAUAGUCUCAAGUGGAUUCAAAUGAAUCAUUCGUGAAUUUUCCGGGCCGUUCAAUGCUCUAUUUCUUGGUUCAUUUGUGGAUACAGUGUGUUCCAUAAUCGAUCUUAUGUAGGCUGUUAUUGAUUUUUCUGAUUUAAGUUUGUGCAUCUGUGAGGGGCCGAACUUAUUCUUUACUAUUACUUAUUCUUUAUUACGCACCAUAAGAAUCGUGACUGUCAAAGUUGUAUAGAUAGGUAUGCAGUUCAUAAUGUACUUAACGUGAUUUCAUAUAAAUUUCAUCUCAAACUAUAGAGAAUGCGGUUGCAGAAACUAUAACAGUUUUCUCCGUGCGGUAAUCUACUUCGCGGUUGAAGAGCUCUUACAUGGGCCUGCACGGCGCGAUAUUUCGAUUCGAGAGUUAAUCGUGGUAAUUCGAGACAUCAACCGCUCUCUCUCCCCUUGACGUACUUCCUCGCCGCUCCUGUCGCGUUUCGAUUUGAAAUCCGAACGACCUAAUAUCCUGGUACCGAGCUCUGCGUCUCCGUUCUCUUGCCCCAUAUCUAGCCACCUAUCUAUCUCUCUAGCUGUCUGCCUAUUUAUCCAGCCAUUUCCCUGAUGAUUGGUCGACGAGACGCGAUGCUCCGUUGGAUGCGCCAACAGCUGCGGAGAGAGCAGACACCGCUCGCGGUCGAAAGACGCGAACGAGAGACGGCCGUAAGAGUGACAGCCGAGAGGGAAACGCGGAGGACGAGACGCGAUGGUCGCACACACACGCUCAGAGAGCAUGCUCGCGGCAGCGGGUGAGCACGACGACGCACUGCUCCUCGCCUGGGUUCGCAAGGGGGCAGCUCGCCGGCGCUCUCUCAGUCCGACAGCACACGCGACCUCGCGCGGUUCACACGCGACCCCGCGUCGCUGCCUCUGGUGCUCGGUGUCGUAUCGUGGUACCUUCGUCCUAGUUGUCCCCCUGUACCUGAGUCGCCCUGAGCUGCUGUUCACGUCUCGUUCACCGUCGUCCCCGUCCCCGCUCCUACCCCCCAUCCCCCGUCCCCCGUCACCCUCCGCUUCCGCGUGCACCCCCGCGUCUUUUCCGCGAUUCACCGGAAGUCAUACCUCUAUCGCGAAUUUGUCAGUAAGAACUCUUGCGGGCAAAUUCGCAUCGCGCUGCACCGCCGCGUUGUACGAUACAAGUCCGCUCGUUGUCAAGCGGCUUCUUCCGCUUCCGGCUUGCGAUUACUUCGGUGAGUUCUCUCCCGCCGGCGAAGCGGAGAAUGCGGAAGGAAACGCGAGGCUAACUGACGUGGGUGCGCAGCCGGCCCGCAGUGCCUCUUCAGUAGUGCUUCCCUCAGUGAGUUCCCGCAGCGAGUGUACGUGCGGUGCAAGUGCGAGACCGGAAGGCUUUGUCACAGAGCGAGAUUCCUCGAGUUUUCGCGCUGGCCGUCUCUUGAACGGCGGCAAAAUCGCGUAGGUGGAGCGUCAUGCAACCGAGAAAGAAAAAGUGCCGGGAACGGCGCGCCUCGAUCUGACGACGAAGAGGAGGAUCCGGUGCGGGACCGCCAGCUCGACCCGCUUCUCGAGGCCCUCCUCGGGGAGCCUCGACUAUUCGGACGCUUCGUUUCGCGAAACAUCGCGCGGACGACUCCGCUCCCGGCGGAUCGACCGCGCCUCCGAAUGAUUCUCUGACAACUUCCGUCGCGUUCUUCGCCGCGAGGAGCCCGUUUCAUCCUCCUCGCCGCGAUUCCGCCCGAGAAGUCUCGUCGCCGUGAACUCGCGUGAACCGGCGAGACCCCCGAAGAUGGACGAAGACGAUGCGGAGGACGUGCAGACGGCGGCGGUCAGCACGAGGAUUACCGCCUCGACGAGAUUCACCUCCAGCAGCAGGAAGCUAACCCUGCGGGCGCAGGAGUCCGCGGAGGACUCCGACACGAUGGAGUGCGCGUCCGAGAACGAAGUGGAGAACCUGCCGAAGGAUGAGGACGCGUCGCAGUUGACGAGGAUACGCGAGAAGAUGUCGCGGAAGAGCGGCGGUUACUCCUUAGACGUUCCCGACGACGAGUCCAUAUUGCUGCGCAGGAGGACGGCCACGUCGACGAUGACGACGUUGUCGUCGUCCCUGCGCGUCAACGACGACUCGACGAGGUACUCGAGCUCGCGACUGGGUUUCUUCAUGGCCACGAGUCGCAGCCCGCAGUCUAGCUCGAGCCAAGAGGAAUACGAGCCCGAGGUGAAGAGCAUCUCCAGGCUGCAAAUACAGCAGCAACGCCAACAACAGCACCUGUUGACAGCUGGUGUGGCUGGCCAAGUAACCGCACGGUCGAUGGAGAGCCUGCGGUCGUCGCGGAACUUCCUCAGCGCCGACGACCGCUACAGCGAGGAUUCCAAAUCCAUGGAGUCGCUGUCCUCGUCGUCGGAGACGCACGUGGGCUCCGGCAGAAGUCACCACCGGAGUUUUCUCACGUCGUCGACCAGGGACGUACGCAGGAUCGUAACGGUCGAGUCGAGGAGCAGCGAGAACCUGCAUCGCGAGGAGAGUAUGAAUGCCGAGGUAAGACGCGGCUUGUUCGCCAACAUGGGCCUCGAAAGGAAGAUACCGCAACACCUCAGCUUGCCGCCGCCGUCCAACGUGUUCUCGUUAACCAGUCCCGGUGGCAGCGACCGCAAGAUCACGAUCCUGAGCCCACACUCGCCGCUGCAGUCGUCCGAGUUCCAAUUCGCCGCGCAGACGCUCAAGAGCAGGCGCAAGAAGGCCAUCGUAUUGCCGAGGUUGGUGUUGCCCCGAAGCGAAUCCGAGGUCUUUCUAGACUUCGACGUGGAGAAUGGCGCCUCGACUUUGGACGGCGGCGCCGGGGGUGGAGGCGGCGCCUCGCCGAGCGCUGGGCUCGUUCUCCAAACGCUACCCCAGCGAAGGGAGAGCUUCCUAUACCGAAGUGACAGCGAUUUCGAGAUGUCGCCGAAGUCGAUGUCUCGGAACAGCUCCAUCGCCAGUGAAAGGUUCAAAGAGACAGAGCUUCCUGUCGAGCGAGCGAUAUUUACCGAUCAGUACAGCCAUGGCGAGGACCUCAUCGUUACACCCUUCGCACAGAUUCUUGCUUCUCUGCGCUCGGUCAGGAACAAUUUCCUGUCGCUCACGAAUGUGCCGACGAACAAGUCGCGAAGGAGUAGCGGCCAACAGGGCAGCAGUACGCCACAGCCGCGGAUUUUGGCGCCAGGAGAGGAGCCCUUCAUGAAGCUGGCUGUGGAAACAAUAGAAGAGCUAGACUGGUGCUUGGAUCAGUUGGAGACCAUUCAGACGCAUCGAUCCGUGUCCGACAUGGCAUCUCUGAAGUUCAAGAGAAUGCUGAACAAGGAACUGUCGCACUUCUCGGAGUCGUCGAAAUCCGGGAACCAGAUUUCGGAAUACAUCUGCAGCACAUUUCUCGACAAGCAGCAGGAGUUGGAUCUGCCGUCUCUGCGAAUCGAGGAUGCGGUCGCCGCGGCAGGUAGCGCGGACGCACGGGCGGCGAAGAAGAAGGACCGUGCACAAAGGGGCCCCGCCGCGAUGUCACACAUCAGCGGUGUGAAACGGCCGUUGACACACACGAAUAGCUUCACCGGGGAACGCGUGCCGCUUCACGGGGUGGAAACGCCGCACGAGGAGCAGCUCGGCAAGCUGCUGUCGGACAUCGACAAAUGGGGUAUUGACAUCUUCAGGAUAGGUGAGCUCAGUAACAAUCGACCUCUUACCUGUGUGGCGUAUACGGCCUUCCAGAGCCGAGAUCUGCUCAAGUCGCUAGCGAUACCACCGAAGACCUUCGUCACCUUCAUGAUGACCCUAGAGGAUCAUUACGUGAAGGACAACCCCUUCCACAACAGCCUCCAUGCGGCCGAUGUGACCCAGUCCACUCAUACACUGCUCAACACGCCCGCGCUCGAGUCCGUGUUCACGCCGUUGGAGAUCACCGCUGCACUGUUUGCGGCCACCAUCCAUGAUGUAGACCAUCCAGGACUCACGAAUCAGUUCCUCAUUAAUUCAAGUUCCGAGCUCGCGCUGAUGUAUAACGACGAGUCCGUGCUGGAGAACCAUCACUUGGCGGUUGCGUUUAAACUCCUUCAAAACGAGGGCUGCGACAUAUUCGUGAACAUGACGAAGAAGCAGCGGCAGACGUUGCGGAAGAUGGUGAUCGACAUGGUUCUCUCGACGGACAUGUCCAAGCACAUGUCGUUGUUGGCUGAUCUCAAGACCAUGGUGGAGACGAAGAAGGUCGCCGGGUCCGGCGUGCUGCUGCUCGAUAAUUACACCGAUCGUAUUCAAGUGCUGGAGAAUCUGGUGCACUGCGCCGACCUGUCCAAUCCGACCAAGCCGUUGCCGCUCUAUCGACGAUGGGUGAGCCUACUGAUGGAGGAGUUCUUCCUGCAAGGCGAUCGCGAGCGCGAGCAGAACAUGGACAUCAGUCCUAUGUGCGACCGGCACAGCGCCACCAUCGAGAAGUCGCAGGUCGGCUUCAUCGAUUACAUCGUGCAUCCGCUCUGGGAGACCUGGGCGGACCUAGUGCACCCGGACGCGCAGGAUAUCUUGGACACGCUGGAGGAGAACCGCGAUUGGUACCAAUCCAUGAUACCGCCCUCGCCACCGUCGGACGACCAACAGCAACCGACGAAUGAGAAUCAGCAACAGCAGUCGGACAGGAUACACUUCCAAGUGACGUUGGAGGAGGGUGACGAGACCGGCGAGACUGUGGAGGGUGGCGAUAGCGGGCCCGGCGGAGGUGGCGGCGGCGGUGUUGGCGAGUUUUUUAGUGAGGACGGGGGCGGUGAGACGGAGGAGAACGCCGCGGAGGCUGGGAUGUGACGGAGGCUCGCCGGUAUUUGCAGGAAGCUCCACGAGAAGGUGCAGCAGACCUGGUGGCGUGUGCGUCAGUGACAUUCGCACCUAGCCGCGCCUAGCCGGUCUCUUUGUAUCGACCUAUUAUUGAUCGCCCUCGGCUAGGAACGCCGCGCCGGGAAUACGGUGGGAGCCGUCUGGACGGGCGAAGAUGAGAAGAUCGCGUGCCGACGAUGCUGACUAGAUUGUCGUCGGUGCGACGCGUCAACGGGGACGACGGGCAAGAGUCGCUUUGCUGUCGCCCGAGGAACGCUCUGGAUAGCUUUGGACGCGAGGAGGAGCCGCAUCAUGAUCGCCGCGCUUCGGCUGGACCGACAGCAGCGGGACGUGAGAGCGAAGUCUCGAUUCGUCGUCGUCGUCGUCGUCGUUGUCGUCGAGCGAACGAUUUCGAUACGUUUGUUGUACCGUAAUGCUAAAGAAGCGGACUCUCUCGACGGUCGCAUCUCAUUGAAUACUAUCAAUCCGGGAGGGGCGAAUCUCUUCACAAAGUACCUGCGCAAAGAAAGCGAAGCUGUCUGCGAUAUAUCGAGUGUGGGCGGCGAGACGCUCUUUUUUUCUCUCUCACACACAUACAUACGUACGUAGAAGAGGAGGAGGAAGAGGAGGAGAAAAAGAAGGAAGAGGAGGAGGGGGAGAAUGAUGACGACGACAAUUUGGUCGUGAGAUUCGAGCAAAAGGUCGGAGGUCGCCGUCGAAGACUGGAGGAAACCUCUUUUCUAGAACAUGCAGGAUCCUCAACAACAUAUCAACAAUGUACGAUAUAAUGGAUUCUAGCGGAAACAUAUUAACGAAACCACUUGGAGCAGUCUCCGUCUUCUUCUUGGACGUUUCGAGCAGCAUACGCGAAUCAUCGAUACACACACACACACACGCACAUAAAACUGUCAUUCGAGACAGCUUAUUUAUAUUAGAAGAUUACGAGUAAACUCACCGAUUCGUUUUCGACUCUUGCGUCACAACACGAUGUAAACAUUGCAAAUUUAACAGCUCGUUACAUUUUGGCGGUCCAACAUUUCGCGAGCGAUCGAAACGUCCGUCGAUAGUCGCUAUUCAGGAUGCAGUACACGCGAUGUCGACCAAAUACGCCGGGCUUGUUUGGCGCCGCGCGUUACUCGGAGCGCACGACACACGUCGGGAAGAAACAGGCGCCGAAACGGAGACAAAUUAGACGGAAGGAGAGGAGACUCAGUUAGGCGUUCAUCCUUUUGGUUCUUCGGCGGUUAUGCGAUAGUUCGGUUAGUCACCUAAUUACCGGUAGGGAAAGAGAGAGAGAGAGAGAGAGAAGGAUACCUGUCUUUAAUCGUAAGAUUUCGUCAUGCUCGCUUAGUAGACGUAGGGAAGUUCGUAAACUGAAAAUGAGAAUCAAGAAGUAGCCGCGUGUCUAUAAAGGAAACGCUAGUGCAACACGUAGAGUAUUAUCCACCACCUAUGAUUUAAGGCGUAACAAGGGAGACGAGGAGGAGCAGGAGGAAGGUUCGAUGAGCACAAAUAGCACAGGAGAUAUUGAGAGACGAGAAGACGAUUAAUUUUAAUGCGCGACUACACCGAGAGCUGGCCUCUCAAGUUUGCGUUAAAAUUAAUUAUCGCAGCACGAGACGUUGUUUUCUCGCGACACACAGCAAACAAACACACACGACUCACUCAUACGCACACAUGUACACAAACACACACACAUACGCAAAAAUACACACGACAGACAAGGCGGACGCAAUACGUACUGCAACAACAACGCGGGGCAAGGAAUCCUGUCGAUAGUUGUUUAACCAAAGAGUAAUAUAAGUGAUUGUCGUUAAGUCGACGAGCGUGCCGUUCACCAAUACGUCUUCUGGCGACGAGUGUUCUAGCGGCGUUAGAAAACGUCCUGGAAUCUUUCGCGUGGAGCGGGACGAGGAGGAGGAGGAGGAAAGAGUCCUCAUCGCGGACAUGCCCGCGAAACCGCUCGAACCACUCGCUGAUCCGUUCGACGCUCGCAGCGCGAUCGCUCCGAUUGCAAGCAGGACUGAAAAUCCGUGCGAAAUCGCCGCUCGAGCGUCCAACGGCCGUCGUCGCCGCGCUUUUCUUCGAUGUACAUGUACAUCGACGUACAAAAUCGAGCCAACGUCCGAUUCCACCGAAACGCGUGGACUGGUUCCUUCCAUAUUAUUGUUUUCUGUUCCUCGCGUCGAGCUGCACGUCGUCGCAUCGGUGAUACGCACCGAUAUAUGUAACGUAUCACCGAUUGGGCAGUUGAAUUGCGCAUCUUUCGGCGAGAGAUUGUGUACCGCGGAUCAACCUAAGACACGAGAAGAGCAACGUUACGUUACCUCCGAGUCGCGAGCUUGCUAUCGAGCGCGAUAUUCUGCGUGUCAGGAUAGGGAAGAUGCGAUUCUCGACGUGCGAGAUUCGACGCGGCGACGGCGACGGCGGUGGUGGUGACGGUAGCGGUGACUUGGGCUCACAUAAUCGUACGUUUCUUAAUUACAUUAAAGAAAUUAAUCUAAUCACACGUGAAGGAGAAAGAGAGAAGAAGAGAAAAUAGAAAAUUCAAGAAAAAGAAAAAAAAAGAAAACUACGGAGAAAGCAAAAUCUCUAUCUGUGUCGUAGGCAGUGAUCUAGUGAGUGUUUUGGUGCUGGCCACCAAGCUUAAUGUAUACAAGAAUCCGAGGAAUACGCGAUUACAUAUUAUUAAGCCGUGGAAGAAUGGAGGGGAGUUAAGUUAAACGAAAUUCUUUAGGGCGUAAGCAACGAGGUUAUAAUGAUAAUGAUAAUAUUAAUGAUAACGAUGUAAGUAAUAUUGAUAUAGUAAUAAUAACGGUAAUCGGUAAGAAGAGAGAGAUGAUGUACCGAUUAACUAAUUAACAUUAACGAUAACACUCGCUGCGCAAGCGUACACACGUGAUUUGAAACAGUCGUCGUUUGUACGUGGACGGCAAAAGAAGGAAAAAGGAAGAGAAGGAGGAGGAUGAAUAGGAGGAGAAGAAGAAGUAGAAGAAAGAAAAGGAUGACGACGAUGACGAGUGUUAUCGAUGAUGUACCUCUUGCACUGACACCGAGUUGGACUCGGCGAAAGUAUUCGACUAGGCGGCGAUCUUUUUAGUUGUUUUAGCGACCGCGUCGAUUGUAUCAUUGACGAGCGUUUAAAGCGCACUCGUCCCGACGUUUUCUCGUUGCUCGUCUCGAUGGAUCUCGCGAGUGUGCGCAGGUACAAAGACAAAGCACGCGCGACAAAUGCGUACCCUCUUAUAACUCAUACGGUCUGUCAAUUUUUCGCUGAGAGAGAGAGAGAGAGAGAGAGAGAGAGAGAGAGAGAAAAUGAGAAAAAGCCAAAACACAGGAUAUCGGAGAAGGGGGGAAACAGAAAGAGAAUCGAAGAGAAAAAUUCCAUGAGAAUGCGCCGAGAAAUUAGCGGUUUUAUGGUUUCUUUUGGGGUUUACUCGAGUGUGUUUUCAGGAUUGCUCUGAUAAUGAUGUUUCGCAAAGUGUGACGAAUCGCGAUGAUUCGAUGAGAUGGGCAAUAAUACUUAGGAUACGAUAGGACGCUGAUGGUAAUGUUGUGAUGAUGAUAAGGAAGAAAAAUAAAAAAUACCUGUUUGAUUGCUGGCAGUUAAAUGAACAUGUAUUAAUAUCGUGUAACCCUCGUACGAGAUAUAUGUGUAAUAAAACAUAUUUAUUGUCGGAGA
Odontomachus brunneus is the source of this 9895-nucleotide messenger RNA. RefSeq names its product cAMP-specific 3',5'-cyclic phosphodiesterase (gene dnc). Gene Ontology annotation, biological process: signal transduction. The transcript is spliced from 13 exons. Bases 3172 to 6204 code for a protein of 1010 amino acids. Gene Ontology annotation, cellular component: cytosol; perinuclear region of cytoplasm; nucleus. Gene Ontology annotation, molecular function: 3',5'-cyclic-AMP phosphodiesterase activity. NCBI's taxonomy places the organism in Eukaryota, Metazoa, Arthropoda, Insecta, Hymenoptera, Formicidae. The record is from RefSeq and is a predicted model, not a curated record.